AUGACUAAAAUAUCUUCUAUUGAUAAUAAUAAUCCCGUUUUUAAUCCUGUCAAAUUCAUUCAACGGGAACGUGAAGCUUCGAAACUAAAUAUCGAUCAAAUUAAUACUUUUUUAGAAUCUACAUCCGAAAGACGUGAUUUAACUCAUAGAUUAAUAAAUGAAAUUACUAAUGAUAGAAUCUUAGAGACUGAUUCAUCUUAUUAUGAUUUAAAUAAAUCACAACAGCGUGAAAUAACUGCUAAUAAAAUUGCAAGGUUAGCAUUAUAUAUGGAACAUGAUAUUAAAACAGCACGUAAUAAUUUUGAAAAUAAAAAUUUAAUUCAAGAUUUACAAAAAAAUAAUGGUAAAGAGCCAUUGUUAUCAAGUUCAGAUUUUACAAUUUUUGAUAAAAGACUUUCUUUAAUUGCUAAUAUUGAUCCACAAUUAAGUACACGUGUUGGUGUACAUUUAGGAUUAUUUGGUAAUUGUAUUAAAGGUAAUGGUACAGAUGAACAAAUUACAUAUUGGUUACAAGAACGUGGUGCUUCGAUGAUACGUGGUAUUUAUGGUUGUUUUGCAAUGACUGAAUUAGGUCAUGGUUCUAAUGUUGGUCAAUUACAAACCACUGCAAUUUUUAAUGAAUCUAAUAACACUUUUACAAUUAAUACUCCAAAUUUAACAGCAACAAAAUGGUGGAUUGGUGGUGCUGCUCAUUCUGCUACUCAUUCUGUUGUCUAUGCAAGACUUAUUGUUAAAGGUAAAGAUUAUGGUGUUAAGACAUUUGUUGUUCCAUUGAGAAAUACAAAAACAUUUCAGUUAGAAACAGGUGUAGUUAUUGGUGACAUUGGAGCUAAAAUGGGAAGAGAUGGUAUCGAUAAUGGUUGGAUUCAAUUUAAUAAUGUUAUAAUUCCAAAAGAAAAUUUGCUUUGUAGAUUUAUUCAAUUAACUAAUCAAGGUAAUGGUGAUGUUACAGUUAAAGUACAACCACAAUUGGAUCAAAUUUCAGGUUACAGUGCUUUAUUAAGUGGUCGUGUCAAUAUGGUUAUGGAUUCAUUUAGAUUUGGUUCAAAAUUUGCUACAAUUGCCACUAGAUAUGCCGUUGGAAGACAACAAUUUGCUUCAAAUAAAGAUGGUAAAAAUUCAAAUCAAGAAGAAGUUCAAUUGAUUAAUUAUCCCCUACAUCAGUAUAGGAUUAUUCCUCAAUUAGCACUUGUAUAUUUAAUUUCUCCUGUGGCAUUUAAAUUGAUGGAUACCUAUUAUGAAACUUUAGAUGAAUUAUAUCGUGUAUCAACAGCUAAGGAUAAUAAUGCUUUAGUUACUGUUAGUGCCAAAUUAAAGAAUUUAUUCAUUUCAAGUGCAAGUUUAAAGGCAACUAAUACAUGGUUUGUUGCUCAAUUAAUUGAUGAAUUAAGGCAAACUUGUGGUGGUCAUGGUUAUUCUCAAUAUAAUGCAUUUGGUAAAGGUUAUAAUGAUUGGGUAGUUCAAUGUACAUGGGAAGGUGAUAAUACUGUACUUUCUUUAACCUCGGCUAAAUCAAUUUUAAAGAAAUUUGGUGAUGCUGCCCAAAAGGGUAAAUUUGAUUCAAAGCUUGAUGGUGAUGAAUUUGGUUAUUUGGAUCCAAGUUUUAUUGCUGAAGUUUAUACUAAUCAAGUUACAGCAGAUAUUAGUGAUGAUUCUAAUUUAGAAAGUUUUAUUCAAGUUUGGGCAAUUUUAUUAGUUAAAUCACUUGUACACAUUGGUAAAGCAUUGAAAAAAAAUAAUGAUAUUGAUAGUUUAUCAAAAUUAUUAGUUCAAAUUUCAAGAUUUCAUGCAAUUUAUUUAAUGUUGAAAACAUUCCAUGAAAAAUUAGAAAAUGAUAAAGAAUCACAUAUUACUGAUGAAGUUACAAAAGCUACCAUGUGGAAUAUUUUCCGUUUAUUUUCUGUCUAUUAUAUUGACAAAUAUUCUGGUGAAUUCUUACAACUAAAAUUGUUUAAAGCAGAUGAUAUCUCUAAUGUGAUUCAGCCAAAAUUAUUUAAAUUGAUGGCAAUAAUUAGAACUGAUUGUAUAGCCUUAGCUGAUGCUUUUGAAUUACCAGAUAAUAUGUUGAAUGCUCCAAUUGGAUUCUUCGAUGGAGAUAUCUAUCAUAAUUACUUUAAUGAAGUCACUAAAAAUAACCCUCAAGAAACUAAUGGUGCUGGUAUACCACCUUAUUAUAUGGCGUUGACGUCUAUGCUUUCCAGAGAAUAA
Messenger RNA from Maudiozyma saulgeensis, 2208 nucleotides. The record is from the annotation of a GenBank genome assembly. Lineage: Eukaryota; Fungi; Ascomycota; Saccharomycetes; Saccharomycetales; Saccharomycetaceae.